CUCUGAAUUCACUCACAGCUAGUCCCGUAAUUCAUUCCUUUACCAACUACUUGUGCCACACCCAAUAUGAGCAACUAUCCUCCGAUCGAAGGUGGCGGAUCGCUUGUCGUCGCCUACCGUAUUGCCGACAAGAAUGUACUCAUUGUUGGCGGCGGCAAUGUUGCUGCCCAGCGUAUACAAUCUGCAAAGAUCGCCGAUGCCCGAGUCACCAUCGUUGCUCCUGCAGAGGGACUAAACGAUGAAGUCCAGUACCGAAUCAAUACCAAAGAAGUUACAUGGAUCGAUCGACCUUUUCAAGAUGCCGAUCUCGAUAAGGUUGACAUGGUACUUACAGCACUUGACGAUCACGAUGAAUCACUUCGUAUCGGACACCUCUGCCGCGAACGGCGUAUUCCUGUUAACGUCGCCGACGUGCCACCUAUGUGCGAUUUCUAUUUUAUGAGCCAGCACCGCGACGGCCCCGUUCAAAUUGCCGUGUCGACCAACGGCCAAGGACCCAAACUCGCCAACAUGAUUCGAACUACCGUCAGCGAGGCACUCCCGGCCAACAUGGGCGCCAUUGUCAAGCAUAUGGGCGAGCUUCGUGCCAAAGUACGCGAGUGGGAGCCUGCUAUCGAGAACUCUGAAAAACGCAUGGGAUGGGUGACGCGCGUGUGCGAAAAAUGGGGCCUACAGCAGAUGGCACGUCUGACCACGGUGCAGGAUCAUGAUGCAUUUUAUGCUAGUUUGCGCACCUAUUUCGAAAAGAACGAAAUACCUGCUGUGAGCGACGUGUUCCCACCAGCAACCCCAUCGAUUGCCCUGAUCGGUGCUGGCCCAGGCGAUCCAGAACUUAUCACAGUCAAAGCACAGAGAUGCUUAAAGGAGGCAGACUUGGUUGUCAGCGACCGGUUGAUCCCACAGCCCAUGCUCGAUCUGGUCGAAGGCGAGUUGCGGAUAGCACGCAAGACGCAAGGCAAGUCGGAUCCAGCACAGGACGAAUUGCUAGAAUGGUGUCUAGAAGGAUUGAAGAAGGGACAGCGGGUGGUGCGGCUCAAGAUUGGCGAUCCACUUGUAUUUGGACGAGGCGGCGAGGAAAUUCUGUGGUUCAGAGAAAGAGGGUAUGAGCCAGAGCUGGUGCCCGGCAUCUCAAGCGCCUUUUCGGGCCCCAUGGCGGCUGGCAUACCGGUGACGAUGCGGGGCGUGUCGGACCAAGUGAUCGUCACCACCGGUCGUGGAACAAAGGGCUCCAUGCCCGACCUGCCCGACUACGGAUCAUCCAGAACGCUGGUCGUUCUCAUGGCUGUGGGCCGUGCUGCUGAUCUGAAAACGAUCUUGUGUGAGCAGAAACAUUACCCGAGCGACUGCCCUGUAGCAUGGAUAGAGAAUGCCAACUGUCCUCAGGAGCGGGUUAUACUCGGCAGUGUGGCCAAUAUGGAUGCCCUCGUGCAAGAGCAGGCGAUUGUUGCGCCGGCGGUGUUGGUUGUCGGAAACAGCGUGCGGGCUCUAUCAGAAUAAAUGUAAACAUUUUUCCCG
This is a messenger RNA of Zychaea mexicana, 1515 nucleotides long. RefSeq names its product tetrapyrrole methylase. Bases 67 to 1497 code for a protein of 476 amino acids. The transcript has a single exon. The record is from RefSeq and is a predicted model, not a curated record. Lineage: Eukaryota; Fungi; Mucoromycota; Mucoromycetes; Mucorales; Lichtheimiaceae. Gene Ontology annotation, biological process: cobalamin biosynthetic process; siroheme biosynthetic process. Gene Ontology annotation, molecular function: sirohydrochlorin ferrochelatase activity; uroporphyrin-III C-methyltransferase activity; NAD binding.